This is a messenger RNA of Scatophagus argus, 5607 nucleotides long. RefSeq names its product papilin a, proteoglycan-like sulfated glycoprotein (gene paplna). The record is from RefSeq and is a predicted model, not a curated record. Gene Ontology annotation, molecular function: serine-type endopeptidase inhibitor activity; metalloendopeptidase activity. Gene Ontology annotation, cellular component: extracellular matrix. The transcript is spliced from 29 exons. Gene Ontology annotation, biological process: extracellular matrix organization. NCBI's taxonomy places the organism in Eukaryota, Metazoa, Chordata, Actinopteri, Scatophagidae. The coding region runs from base 714 to 4370 and encodes 1218 amino acids.
AAAUAAAGGCAAAAAAUAGCCGAUCUUUCAAUUAUUGCCGUUAAUUUUAGCCUCUAGCAGGGUGGUCCAGGGGAUGGUCGUGUCUGUUGGUUUGUCCACCAUUUUGGUUCAGACUGGGAUAUCUCGACACACACAGACAGAUGAAUCCGACAAACUUUGGUGACUCUUUGACUUUUCAUGUCGUGCCACUAUCAGGUCACAGUUUUGACUCGUUCAGUGACAUGUCCUAACGCCUACACGAUGGACUGUCACAAGGAUGUUCAUGGUUCCCUGACGACAUAUCGCAAAUUGUCCUUGGCUUGUCAUCUAGCGCCAUCACCAGGAGGGCUGGAGCUGGAUGAGCUGCCGGUUAAAAAGCGCGCUGAUGACGCCGCGGAGGAGGUUUCACCAACAGGACUUUCUCUUCUUCUUGUCGGUUUCCUGUUGGACGCCAAACAAACAGCGAGAGAGACAGACAGUCAAAAGUUUCCAGCCCGACAACCCCACCCCCCACCCCCACAUCCACGACUCUGUAGCUCUUAACCAGACGCAUCCUCAAGUCAGAUCUGCGGAGAGAAACCAGCUGUCAGCCCCCCUGAGCCCUGCACAGUCCUUCCGCUAGGAUCCACCGGCGGUUUAGGACACAGAGUAACCGCUUUUAGCACCUCCGAACUGGACAAACGCUGUCAGCCCAGACAGAAGAUCAGUUCCAGGUUACCACCACCCAGGGAACAAUGAAGAUGCUGCUGUCUCUGGUAAUCGUUCAGCUGCUCUUGGCACCAGCGCUCAUGGUGCCCAGCGUGGAUUACUGGGACUCGUGGGGUCCUUAUGGAGAAUGCAGCCGUAGCUGUGGCGGCGGUGUGACCAUGAGAACCAGGCGUUGUAUCACCCACAGGACUGAUGGAGGACACAACUGUGUGGGUCCAGACAAGUCUUACCGCUCCUGCAACAUCCAGGACUGUCCAGAGGGAUCCAAGGAUUUCCGUGAAGAGCAGUGCUCCCAGUUUGACGGGACUGACUUCCAGGGGAAACGCUACAAGUGGCUCCCGUAUUACGGAGCUGAGAACCCCUGUGAGCUGAACUGCAUGCCGAGGGGAGAAAACUUUUUCUACCGCCACCGCAGCACUGUGGUCGAUGGAACACCCUGCCACCCUGGGCGGAGGGACGUUUGUGUGGAUGGCGUCUGCAAACGUCUGGGCUGUGACAACAUGCUGGAGUCUCCUCAGCAGGAAGACCCCUGUCUGCAGUGUGGGGGUAAUGGACGGUCCUGCUACCGCGUCAAGAACAGCUUCUCUGUACGCGACCUGCCGACCGGCUACAACCAGAUGUUCAUCAUCCCUGUGGGAGCCACCACCAUCAGCAUCAGAGAAUCAGUGGCCACACGAAACUACCUUGCUAUCAAGAACCUGCGUGGUGAGUACUACCUCAAUGGCCACUGGGUAAUUGAGUUUUCCAGGGCGACACCCAUUGCUGGAACCAUGCUGUACUACCAGCGAGGAGCUGAGGGUGACAGCGUGCCCGAGACCAUCAUCGGCCGCGGCCCCACCACUGAACCCCUCGUUGUUGAGCUGAUCAGCCAGGAGCCAAACCAAGGAGUGGAGUAUGAGUAUUAUCUUCCCAAUGGACGCUCCAGAGAGGGCUACUACUGGAGCUUUGGAUCCUGGUCUGCCUGCAGCAGAGAGUGUGGAUCAGGCUACCAGUCUCGUCUGGUCUUCUGCACCAUUGAUAACGAGGCCUACCCUGACUAUCUCUGUGCAUCUCUACCGAGGCCACAGACCAAUCGUACAUGCAACCCCCAUCUGUGUCCACAGACCCGCAGCUGGAGAACCGGUGAGUGGAAUACCUGCUCGGUCACCUGCGGUGGAGGCUCUCAGGUGCGCAGAGUGGAAUGCAUUUCCCAUGAUGACACCGGCCCCCGUGUGGUGGAAGACGCCAUUUGUGCCGCCUACGCCGAGGCACCCCCGUCUCUGCAGACCUGCAACAUGCACAAGUGUGCUGAGUAUCGUACGACAAGAUGGAGCGCGUGCUCUGUGACCUGUGGUUCAGGUGAACAGACCAGAGAAGUCACCUGUGUUGGCUCAGGAGGAAUGAGGCUGGAGGAAACGUCCUGCAGCACUUUGCUCCGCCCGUCCGCUGUCCGACCCUGUGAGAUGGCGACCUGCCCGAGACAGAUCAGCUGGCAGGUCGGAGAGUGGGGCCUGUGCUCGAGGAGCUGUGGCUCUGGCUCACGAGACCGGCAGGUGAUCUGCUCAGACCAAGAGAGGAACCUGUACGCUGUGGAUCAAUGUAGCGCCCACCCAAAACCAACCACAGUGGAGCGCUGCAACACCCAGCCGUGCUACAGGCCACAGGAGGUUCCCAGCAUUCAGGACCCACGAGGACACGGGAGCACACAGACUGUGUUCCAGCCCUAUGAGCCGGACCACUCAACAGCCCACAGGCCUGAGACCGAUCCGACCCAGACGAACACGGUCCACGACCCUCACAGCUCUGCCCCAGCCCUCCACUGCAGCCAGUCCUAUUAUGGCUGUUGCCCAGACGGACGCACCGCAGCCGGGGGCCCCCACGGUCUGGGCUGCCCACAGGCCCCGGCUUCUGCUCCUGUCCAGCCAUCCUGCAUUCAGACCAGUUAUGGCUGCUGUCAAGAUGGCGUGACGGCUGCUCAGGGUCCCAACAAGGAGGGCUGUGUGGAGUUUGUGGCCCCUGCACCCACUGCUUCUCCUCUUCCCACUGAGAAUGCAGUACAGUGCCGUACCACCACCUACGGCUGCUGUUAUGACCGCACCACACCUGCAGGAGGUCCCAACGGGGAGGGCUGCCCCAACCCGCCCAACAACAUUGAGCGCUCUAUCUGCUCCCUGCCUCGUGCUGCCGGCUCCUGCAGCAGCUGGACGUCGCGCUACCACUACGACGUCAUCGCCUCCAAGUGUGUGCACUUCUGGUACGGAGGUUGCCACGGCAACAGCAACAACUUCAUGACCCGGGCUGAGUGUCAGAGGGCGUGCCAGGCUGCCACACCGAGCCAGCAGGGCCCGGGACAGGUCGUUCCUGCUGGAGGGUCAACCCCAAGAAGAGAAUCUACUCCUGGACUCGCCUCAUCUGGAGCAGACACCGCAUCGGCAGGAGGAUCUAGAUCAGGUGGAUCCACCUCUGGAGGGUCAACAGGCGCAGGGUCACGCAACAUGGGGAGGAUUUUCACUGUCCAGGGAGGCUCGACCGGCAGACAGGCCACGAGUGCCGCCACGCAUGCCCACAGAGGAAGAUUCCAUGUGCGCGUCCGCCGGCCUUCUCCCGCCGCUGCUGCACAGCACACCGGUCCAGCAGCGAGUCUGACCCUGGGACAAGUGACCAUCGAUAAGAGUGACCCGUCUACGGUGGAAGCUUUAGUUGGCCAGACUGUUGUACUGCCCUGCAGAGUGAGCCCACCACCCUCUUCCACUGUCAUUGUGGACUGGAGAAGAGAUGGCAUCCCUCUGUCUACUCACAGGCAUCACCAGCAGCCCAACGGUUCGCUGUUAGUGGGUCCUCUCAUUAAGUCGGACUCUGGUUGGUUCUUGUGUGUGGCUACUCGGGAACAGGAGAGAGACCACCGCUACAUUUACCUGUCUGUCACAGAGGGAUCGUCUCCGCUGAGUCCCACCUCACUGCCCAGAGACGGCCCUUUCCCUCGGUUCAGUAUCGAGCGGUCGAGCUCAUCUUUGCUGGAAAUGCGAUCAGGGCAAACUGCCAGACUUCCCUGCUUGAUUGUGCCUCCAUCUGCACGACCGUCUGUCCACAUCCAGUGGACUAAAGACGGACGGGUCAUCAGUGACUCCAGGCACACACAACCUUCAGACGGCACGCUGGUCAUCAGCUCUCUGAAGUCUGAGGACUCUGGUGUUUACACCUGUACAGCCUCCAGUCAGCAGCAGCUGGAGCAGAGACAGCUUCAGCUCAAAGUCCUAAUGGACCUGAGAAUCACCACAGCUCCCAAUAACAUCCAGGUGUCUGAAGGCAGCACUGCUCUGCUCCCCUGUGUGGUGUCAGGAGACAACGUCAAUAUAGGCUGGUCCAGAAACGGCGUGCCGGUGCGUCCAGACGGUCGUAACAUCCUGAUGUCCUCUGAUGGCAGCCUGAUCCUGAAUAACGUGAAGCCUUCAGAUGAAGGAACUUACACCUGUAACGCUUACACCGGCAUCUACUCUGUGAGUGCCACGGCUGAAGUCAGAGUCAUUAAAGACACACAACAAGGUACUGAUGUGCCGCCUGACUGCGUGGACCAGCCGGAGCUCGCCAACUGCGAGCUGAUAGUUUACGCCCGACUUUGCACCAACUCGUACUACUCCAGCUUCUGCUGUGCCAGCUGUGCCAGGCAUUCGCAGAGGAACGACAGGUUUGGUCGGCUGGGCUGAAAGCUGCAGAUGUUUCAGAAACUCUUGGGUGGCGGGAAGGCGGUCGGGCGGGCGGGGGGGGGGGUGAGAGAGGAAGGCAGCGUUUGAAGCGUUUUGGAGGAUUGCAUUUCGAAAACCUGAACUUCUGCAAUUGCCAAAAUCAACAGUUCAAGUAUGCAAUGAAAAAGGGAGACGGAUUUCUGUAGACGUAGAUGCUGUGAACCAGGAGUUUGCAGAUUUGUUCAGGGAGUCUCUUCUAUUACACUGCUGCAUUAAACACUGAAUAUGGAAGCAUUAAAAUGGGGCCUCAAAACUAAAUGUGUCGUUGAACCUACGAUGUGAUGAAGCAAAAGUCAAACUUUCUGCCACAUCUUUAAGAUAAGUUAUUUUACUCACUGGACCUACUGAACGUGUUCUCUGUUUUCUAGAGAAUUCUGACGGUUUUACUUUCAGGUCAUUUAAAGAGUUUAACAUGUAAACCCGUCACUUGUGACUUCAUCUCCACUGUGCUGUUUUGACCACUUUUUUAAAUCUAUAUUUUGGCAUGUCACUUAUGAAAAAGUUCUACUGUUUUAUUUUUAUGUAAUUUUUUUGAUAAUAAAAAUAAUAUUUUGAUAAAAGCUCCGUGGUGGUUUCAAUAAGUGAAUCCAGCACGGCUUGAUGUUCCAGUUUGUGCCACAAGGUGUCGCUCACGGUGACAAAAGUCUCAUUCAGCUGCUUUAUACUGAACUUUCUCGUUUUUUGUAUUUAGAGGCUGAACUGUGUUGACUGACUAUUGGAAACGAAUCAGUGAUGUCUCUCAGAUCACAUGACAGUCCUGGAUGUCUUUAAGUUACUGUCUCCCAUCGUGUUUGAGUGACAGUCUGUCUCAGGCGGACAUGUUGCUGUUGAUUUCUCAGCAGCGUGAAUCAGGCUGCUGAUGUAACACAGGUGGUUUGUUACGCUCAGUGUUGAACAGCAACUUCAUUUAUUUUAAAUGUUUAAGGCUAUUGAAGACGGAAGCACAGGAUACAGUCGGAAGAAAUAUUUAAAUUCAGCAGCAUAAGACAUUUAAAUGAAUGACAAUAAAAAACUGUAUGCAACACAAUACUUAGAUGUGACUUGACUCAAGCAUCUUGUUGGUAUUGCUGUAUAUUUUAUAUUUACACAUAUUUAUAACGACCCCUGAAACGUCUUCCUUGCGGUAGCUGCUGAAGAACACGUUUGUACGUUUCUUUACUGGAGCCAUCACAAUAAAUUAUGUAUUUUAUACUUCUAA